This is a messenger RNA of Monopterus albus (swamp eel), 5210 nucleotides long. RefSeq names its product collagen, type IV, alpha 1 (gene col4a1). NCBI's taxonomy places the organism in Eukaryota, Metazoa, Chordata, Actinopteri, Synbranchiformes, Synbranchidae. Gene Ontology annotation, cellular component: collagen trimer. The record is from RefSeq and is a predicted model, not a curated record. Bases 164 to 5083 code for a protein of 1639 amino acids. The transcript is spliced from 52 exons. Gene Ontology annotation, molecular function: extracellular matrix structural constituent.
GAACCUCACAUAGUCUCGGACAAAGAUGCAACUAAACGUGCUGCCCGUGCUCCACUGAUAACCCCGCGAAUUACCUGAAGAAAGAGGACAAGAAGUGGUCAACAGGUGGUUAUUUGCGGGCACUUUGCACUGUUGCGCACAGAUCCCACAGCGCACCGCCACAAUGCUACUGCCGUCCGGCACUCUCUUACUGCUGACGGCUCUCUACUCAAGUGUAGACCUGACAGGGGCUGAGGGCUGUGGGACAUCAUGUGGAAAAUGUGACUGCACAGGUGUGAAAGGAGCAAAGGGUGAGCGGGGAUUUCCUGGUCUCCAAGGUAACAUGGGAUUCCCAGGGAUGCAGGGACAUGAGGGGCCUCCAGGGCCAAUAGGCCCCAAGGGAGAUGUGGGCGAUCCUGGGGCUCCUGGACUUAAAGGAGUGAGAGGUCUUACUGGUCCAGCAGGUUUCCCAGGAAACCCAGGACUACCAGGCAUCAAUGGAAACGAUGGCCCACCAGGUUCACCGGGUAUCCCAGGAUGCAACGGAACAAAAGGAGAAAGAGGAAGGGACGGGGCUCCUGGUUUUUCUGGUCCUCAAGGUCCUCCUGGCGUCCCAGGACUUCCUGGAUUGAAGGGUGAACCUGGUGAUGUGAAUGGCUUUGUUCCCCUGAAAGGAGAAAAAGGAUUCCCUGGCACACCUGGAUUACCUGGACCAGUUGGACCUACUGGAACUAAAGGAUAUCAAGGAGUUCCUGGCUAUCAAGGGGCCAAAGGAGAUCCUGGCCCCCCUGGGCCUCGUGGACAUGAGGGUGACAAGCCAUCUUUUGAGGGUAUGAAAGGCGAAAAGGGUGAUCGAGGAUUCACUGGCCCCCCCGGCCCCCCGGGAGAAUACCAGGAAGUGGGCGGAGUAAAUACAAUACAUAUACCUGGACCACCAGGAGCCAGAGGACCAACAGGAGAGAAAGGAGAAAAAGGGUAUUGCAACCCACAUAUCAAUGGUUUGAAAGGUGAACCUGGCCCCCAUGGUCCAUCUGGUAAACCUGGCAAGGAUGGAGAGGAUGGUCCAAAGGGAGAAAAAGGUUUUCCUGGAGCUUCUGGAUACCCUGGUUCUCAAGGUGAAAAGGGAGAAAGAGGACCACCAGGUCACGGCACUGGUCCUCCUGGUCCUCCUGGUCCUCCUGGUUACCCAGGGUUACAAGGAGAAAAAGGAUUUCCUGGUCCUCAGGGUGAACCAGGUCCACCAGGCCGGUACAUUGAAGGACCUCGUGGUGAGAAGGGUCAGAAGGGAGAAAGGGGUGAGAAAGGAGACAGGGGUAUAGAAGGAGAGCAUAUUGUUGGACGUCCAGGAGAACCAGGGUUACCUGGACCCCCUGGGCCACCGGGACCCGAAGUUGAUCCACGUGAAUGUAAUAUCCAAAGAGGACCUCCUGGCCCACCUGGAGAUCCAGGGUUACAAGGGGAAUUGGGACAGAAAGGUAACAAAGGAGAUACCUGCAUUAAUUGCGAUGGUUCUUCCAUACCUGGAUUACCUGGACCCCAGGGGAUUAAAGGAGAGCGUGGGCCUCCUGGGCAAGUAGGCAGCAAAGGCGAAAAGGGUCAAACUGGUCCUCCUGGACAACCUGGGAGAUCUGGUGCCCAGGGCAAUCCUGGUUUGAUGGGAGCUCCUGGAGCUGUUGGUGAGCCUGGGGACAUUAUUGCAGCUCCUAAUCUAAAGGGUGACAAAGGUUUUCCUGGUUCUUCUGGUUCACCGGGGAAACCAGGACUUGAUGGACAGCCAGGGAGAGAUGGCCUUCCGGGUUUUCCUGGUCCCAAAGGCGAACCAGCCAAAGAGGGCAUUAAGGGUGAGCGUGGACCAAGUGGGGAUCCUGGUCAUACUGGACCCCCGGGUGAGCGAGGCCUCCCUGGUCUGCCAGGCCAUGGUCGACCAGGAGAGACUGGAGAGAAGGGCAGCCAAGGGAGACCUGGGACUCCUGGAGCUCCUGGACUACCAGGUGCAAAAGGUGAGCCAGGUGUAAGUAUGAGCGCUCCUGGGCCUCAGGGUGUACCUGGACUAAGAGGAGAACCCGGCAGGCCUGGACCUCAAGGGGACAGAGGCCAGCCGGGAGACGAAGGGUUGCGGGGUCUCCCCGGACUGAAGGGCGAACAUGGACUUCCUGGAAUUGGAUUUCCGGGCCCAACUGGUCCUAAAGGAAACAGUGGAAUUCCAGGAGCUCCGGGAUUUCCAGGAGAGCCAGGGAGACCAGGACACAGUGGUUCGCCCGGACAACCUGGUUCACCUGGACAAAAAGGUGAACCAGGACGAGGUCUUCCUGGCCCAAAAGGCUCACAAGGCCUCCCAGGAAGUACUGGCCUCCAAGGGGAGAAGGGUAGCAUUGGACUACCUGGGAUUCCUGGACAGGAAGGCAAGACAGGACUACCAGGACCUCAGGGAAUCAAAGGUGAAGUGGGACCCCCAGGGCCUCCUGGACAAGCUGGCAUACCAGGUGCUCCAGGAAAAGGCUUGCCUGGACCACAAGGCCCACAAGGACGACAAGGAGAGCCUGGACCACACGGUAGGGAAGGUGUAAAAGGAGAAAAAGGCUACCCUGGUGCUCCUGGUCUGGACAUGCCAGGGCCUCCUGGAGAAAAAGGAGCCCCUGGGUUCCCAGGAGCCCCGGGCUCUAAAGGACAACCAGGGCCUUCAGGCCUACCAGGCAGGGAUGGACCAUCUGGAAACCAAGGUCUAAAAGGUGAAAUGGGGGUCAUUGGGACACCAGGGCUCAAAGGAUUUCCUGGAGAAGCUGGUAAACCUGGAUCUCCUGGUCAGCAAGGUGACCCUGGUAUUACUGGGCUAAGAGGUAGUACUGGAGAACGUGGAUUUAAAGGAGAGCGGGGAGAACAAGGUCUUCAGGGACCUCCUGGGAACAUGACCGAUGUUGACAUGGCGCACAUAAAAGGGGAGAAGGGAGUCAAAGGAGACAUAGGUACCACUGGGAUGCCUGGAGCGACAGGUCACACUGGAAGUCCUGGAGAUCCUGGACGGGCAGGAAACCCUGGAUUGCCUGGAGCACCUGGACAACCAGGUGGGAAAGGACACCCUGGAGAUCGUGGAGUGCCUGGCAUUCAGGGGCCCACUGGAGAUAAGGGCAGUGUAGGAGAGAUGGGAAUACCAGGUGCGGUUGGUUCGAAGGGUACUAAAGGUGAUAUUGGUACACCGGGGCAUCCUGGAUUCAAAGGCACAGAUGGACCAAAAGGAGACAUAGGAGCACCUGGUGAACCAGGCAUUGGAUUUCCAGGACAUCCAGGAGAAAAGGGUCAGAAAGGCCAUCCAGGAUUCCCAGGUCAACCAGGAGAGAGGGGUCUGAAGGGUCAAGAGGGUAUGCCUGGCAAACCAGGGCUGCAAGGACCCAAAGGAGAUAAAGGAACUGUCGGGUAUCCAGGUCAGGAAGGGAGACCAGGUGAGAAGGGUAGCCCUGGGCUUCCUGGCUCUCCAGGAGAACCUGGUCGUGAAGGUCGCCCUGGUGAAGGAGGUUUCCAGGGACCUCCUGGUCCUCCUGGAGAGAAGGGAGACAGUGGAAUAGAUGGCAUCCCUGGAUCUACAGGAGAGAGAGGAGAACCAGGUUUACCUGGCCGAGGUUUCCCUGGAUCCCCUGGAGUGCUGGGUAGCAAAGGUGAUAAAGGUAGUCCUGGCUUCCCCGGCACUGCAGGUCAGCCAGGUGUCCCUGGUAUCAAAGGCGACAAGGGUCUCCCAGGCCCACAGGGAGUACCGGGUGAUCCAGGAGAGAGGGGACUCCCAGGUCUCUCUCUACCGGGCCCUAAGGGAGACAGGGGACAAGCAGGACAACCCGGAGAAACAGGAUCUCCAGGAGCACCAGGAAUCCCUGGUGUGCCAGGCAGAGAUGGUCAAAGAGGAGACAAAGGAGAUCAAGGUCUCCCUGGUUAUCAGGGAGAGACAGGACAAAAGGGUGACCCUGGAAGUCCUGGACAACCUGGGCAAACUGGCCUUCCAGGUAUUGAUGGACAUAAGGGAGAGAGGGGGCAACAGGGUGUCCAAGGCUUCCCAGGUGCAAAGGGUGGUGCUGGAGACACUGGAUUUAAAGGAGAGCUUGGAGACAGAGGAUUCCCAGGAGAAAAGGGUAAUGAAGGCCCUCCUGGUCCCCCUGGUCCCCACACUUACAUCAAAGGUGAUAUUGGGUUGCCAGGAAUUCAAGGCCCUCAAGGAAUUCAGGGACCACCUGGAUUUCCUGGACAGAAAGGACAGCAAGGUGUGACAGGUAUUCCAGGGCCUAAAGGUGAAGAUGGAUACCCUGGGUAUCAUGGUCAGCCUGGAGCCAAAGGAGAGCCUGGCCUGCCCGGGCCACAAGGACCAAGAGGACAUGCUGGCCCACCUGGACCUGAUGGUGUUCCAGGACGAGUCGGCCCACCUGGCCCCUCUUCCAUGGAUCACGGGUUCCUCGUAACCCGUCACAGUCAAAAUGUGGAGGUUCCACAGUGUCCUGAUGGAACCUCACUCAUUUAUGAUGGCUACUCCUUGCUCUACGUACAAGGAAAUGAACGCUCUCAUGGGCAGGACCUAGGCACGGCAGGCAGCUGUCUAAGGAAGUUCAGCCCCAUGCCUUUCCUGUUUUGCAACAUCAACAAUGUGUGUAACUUUGCAUCUCGUAAUGACUAUUCCUACUGGCUCACUUCUCCUGAGCCUAUGCCCAUGACCAUGGCACCUGUCACUGGUGAAAGCAUCAAACCCUUCAUCAGCAGGUGUGCUGUGUGUGAGGCCCCAGCCAUGGUGAUAGCAGUUCACAGUCAGACCAUCAUGAUCCCUCCAUGCCCUCACGGUUGGGACUCUCUGUGGAUUGGCUACUCCUUUGUCAUGCACACCAGCGCCGGUGCUGAGGGCUCAGGCCAGGCUCUAGCCUCUCCUGGUUCUUGCUUGGAGGAAUUCCGUAGCGCUCCAUUCAUCGAGUGCCACGGUCGUGGAACCUGCAACUAUUAUGCCAACUCCUACAGCUUCUGGCUUGCCACCAUCGAAGACAAUGAGAUGUUUAAGAAACCUGUUCCAACAACGCUAAAAGCAGGCAAUCUCCGAACACACAUAAGCCGCUGUCAGGUGUGCAUGAAGAGGACAUAAACCACAACACCGGGGUUCUCCUUCCUAAUAUGCAAGGAAACUGCAUGCUCUGAUGUCCUCGACAUUGCUUUACUUCCUGUUUCCAAAGGAUGGUGCUACUUCCCUGCAUGUGUGAGAGGACAGAACA